Messenger RNA from Apus apus (common swift), 1020 nucleotides. It is a transcript of the gene GNG4, whose product is annotated as G protein subunit gamma 4. The transcript has 3 exons. Gene Ontology annotation, biological process: G protein-coupled receptor signaling pathway. Gene Ontology annotation, molecular function: G-protein beta-subunit binding. Lineage: Eukaryota; Metazoa; Chordata; Aves; Apodiformes; Apodidae. The record is from RefSeq and is a predicted model, not a curated record. The coding region runs from base 168 to 392 and encodes 74 amino acids. Gene Ontology annotation, cellular component: heterotrimeric G-protein complex.
GGCCGCGGCCGCCCCGCCCGUCAGCGCUGGCCGCGCCAUGUGCCGCCGCCGCCGGGCGCCGAGCCGGCCCGCCCGGAGCUGCCCGCCCUGCCCUGUCCUGCCCGCCCGUAGCGGCCUGCCCUGCCUGCCCUGCCCUGCCUGCCGCCGCCCCCGCACGGAAAAACAAAAUGAAGGAACUAGUGUCAAACAGUACAGCCAAUAUAUCUCAAGCCAGGAAAGCUGUGGAGCAAUUAAAAAUGGAAGCAUACAUGGAUAGGAUGAAGGUAUCCAAGGCUGCAGCAGAUUUAUUGGCAUAUUGUGAUGCUCAUAUUGCAGAAGAUCCCCUUAUUAUUCCAGUGCCUGCAUCUGAAAAUCCCUUUAGGGAGAAGAAACUCUUUUGUACUAUUCUUUGAAUCAGUUUUCAAUUAAAAAUGUCUUCUGCUAAAAUUUGAUAUCAGUGUUGCAUGCUUUUUAGUUUUUUGCAUUUUUUUCUUCAGAUGUCAAUACUUAGCCUGUAACUACAGUAUUUUUAGAAGGUAGAGCAUUUUCUGCUAAAUAAUGAAAAUUAAAAAAAAAAUAAAUCCUAAAACACUCAAGGUAAUCCUUAUCUUUCAGACCAAUAUACAGGUUUAGUUUCCAUUCUUUCAAACUCUUUUGGUCUCAAUGAGAGUAUUGAGUACAGUAUCAAAUUGUAGAUACUAUUGCCAGUCAUAGAUCUAAAUGAGUCAUAUCAAUUCUUGAAGCUAUUUUUAGCAUUCUUAUUUUCUUUGGAAGGUGAAUUUAAUUAAUUUACCUUUACAAAUUUAUACCUAUAAAGAGCAGUGUGACCUUUCUUUAAGUAAUAUUGUUUAGAGAAAAAAUCCCAGUGAUUUGUUUGGAACAAUCAGUCUUAUACAGUAAGCGGUGUUUAUAAAUGUUUUGUGAAGACUGUAAUAAACUUGACUACAAAAACAAUCUUAGUAAAGCAACAUUGUAACUACAAGCCAAAUGAAGAUGUAUAGUUGCACACUAGGACUGCAUCAAUAAAACUGUAGAAAACCA